This is a messenger RNA of Aspergillus puulaauensis, 1050 nucleotides long. RefSeq lists its product as uncharacterized. The record is from RefSeq and is a predicted model, not a curated record. Lineage: Eukaryota; Fungi; Ascomycota; Eurotiomycetes; Eurotiales; Aspergillaceae. The transcript has a single exon. The coding region runs from base 1 to 1050 and encodes 349 amino acids.
AUGACCCGCGCUGAGGGGAUCCCUCGCCGCGUGCUGCUUGUAAGCACGCCACGGACUGCUAGCAAUCUGUUGCUGCAGAUGCUGAAUAUCCACGGACAACCCAACGCUCUGACGAACGAAAGAGGCGGGUACUUCUUUUAUCCAUAUUUCCUCCAUAUCACCACGACUGGACUAUGUGAUAAGCCAGUCGGGCAAUGGAGUGACGAGGAAAAGCAAAAGACAACGAGUACUUUCCAAAGCAGUAUCCACAAUAUCGAGACCUACUCGAAACAGGCGGAGCAUGAGAACAAGAUCAUGUUCGCCAAAGAACACUCCUUCUGGUUCGCGCAUCCAGCAUCGCUCCAGAAACUGAAAGUUGGGGUUGAUGACGACGAGUUCACGCGAGACUUUCGAUCCGGAAUUCAUAUCCCUGAGAGUUAUGGCCCUACACGGACUUAUUCCCCUUCCAACAAGACUGUGCUUUCAGAUGAGUAUCUGCGUACCUGGCAGAUGGCCUUUAUUAUCCGCCAUCCGGCCCUGGCGUGGCCAUCGCUGUACCGGGCUGCAUUGAAGAUCGCGGAUGAGCUGGGCUUGACAGAGGCGCAAUUCAAAAGCGCAACAUCGGUAAGGAAUAUGACCUUCCACUGGGCCCGCAGCCUUUUCGACUGGUGCAUGGAGCAACCAGGUACACCAACACCGAUGGUGGUGGAUGCACACGAUCUGAUCCACGCCCCGGAGAUAGUACUCAAAUUCUGCGAGCGGCUGGGGAUAGACCAGGAUGUGGUCAGAUUCGAGUGGAGUAGGAAUGAUGAUCAGAAUCCGGGAGGUGCUGUUAAUAUCGCAAAGUCCGAGCAAUCCCGGCACGAACGCCUUGCCCCUAUCAUGCUAUCCACGCUCAACGGCUCGGCUGGUGUUAUUAAAGACAAGGCCCCGGGAUGUAUUGAUAUACCUGCCGAGGCUGCAAAAUGGAGUAUGGAGUUUGGUGAAGAGGCUGCUCGGUCUCUUGAGAAGGCUGUUGUGGAUUCCAUGCCGGACUAUGAGUUUCUCAGAUCUCAUCGAAUAACUGUCUAA